Messenger RNA from Lacerta agilis (Sand lizard), 4517 nucleotides. It is a transcript of the gene PRDM16, whose product is annotated as PR/SET domain 16. Gene Ontology annotation, molecular function: protein binding; RNA polymerase II cis-regulatory region sequence-specific DNA binding; DNA-binding transcription factor activity. Bases 9 to 3974 code for a protein of 1321 amino acids. NCBI's taxonomy places the organism in Eukaryota, Metazoa, Chordata, Lepidosauria, Squamata, Lacertidae. The transcript has 17 exons. Gene Ontology annotation, biological process: regulation of transcription by RNA polymerase II. The record is from RefSeq and is a predicted model, not a curated record. Gene Ontology annotation, cellular component: nucleus.
GAUUUGGCAUGCAGACAUUAGCAGGUGCAACUUUUCAUGGUAUGAAGCUAAAUUGUUAUCACCUGCUAAUAGUUGCCGGAUCAAAGUGCUCCUUUAAAGGUUGGCAAACUCUGCUUAUCAGGGAGAUGUACUUUAGCAGAGAUAGUUGCUGGAAAAAAGGGCAAAGAGGAACACCACUUAUAGCCAGUCCUUGGAAAGGUGACAACGAGAUUGUGAACAACAUGUACGAAACCGAGGCAGACCUCCUAGCAGGCGAGAGCGGGGAGGAGGAGACCGAGGACAGCAUCAUGUCCCCCAUCCCCGUGGGGCCGCCAUCCCCUUUCCCCGCUGGAGAGGACUUCAACCCCAAGGAAGGCUCUCCGUACGAAGCUCCCGUCUACAUCCCCGAUGACAUUCCAAUCCCGCCCGACUUUGAGCUGAGGGAGUCUUCCAUUCCAGGGGCAGGGCUGGGCAUCUGGACCAAAAAGAAGAUUGAAAUUGGGGAAAGAUUCGGGCCUUACGUGACCUUCCCAAGGACGACGUUGAAAGAAGCAAACUUUGGAUGGGAGCAAAUGCUUACGGAUCCUGAGACAGCUUUGCAAGCUGGCUGCAUUAAAAAGAUUGGCGAUGACCUGGGCACUGAGAAAUUCUGCGUCGAUGCCAACCAGACAGGAAACGGGAACUGGCUGAAGUACAUCCGGGUGGCCUGCUCCAGCGAAGAACAAAACCUAGCCGUGUGUCCUGCGAAUGACCAGAUUUAUUAUAAAGUUAUUAAAGAAAUUGAACCCGGAGAAGAGCUGCUGAUGUAUAUGAAAGAAGGUACUUAUCCGACUGGGAACAUCCCACCCAGUUUGGAAGAAGUGCACACGUACCGCUGUGAGGACUGCGACGAACUCUUCCAGUCGAAGAUGGACAUGAGGCGGCACAAGAAAUACUCUUGCAAUGCCGUCAACUCCCUCUACGAGACCCUCAGUGAGGAGAUCAAGCAGGAAGGGGCUUCCGAUGGGCAGGUCCAUGAGUGCAAGGAUUGUGAGAGGAUGUUCCCAAACAAAUACAGCUUGGAGCAGCACAUGAUCAUCCACACUGAGGAACGGGAGUACAAAUGUGACCAGUGUCCGAAGGCCUUCAACUGGAAAUCAAACCUGAUUCGUCACCAGAUGUCACACGAUAGCGGCAAGCGAUUUGAAUGUGAAAACUGUGUAAAGGUGUUUACUGACCCCAGCAACCUCCAGAGGCACAUCCGUUCUCAGCACGUUGGCGCACGGGCGCACGCUUGCCCUGACUGUGGGAAAACCUUUGCCACUUCUUCCGGCUUAAAGCAGCACAAGCACAUUCACAGCACUGUCAAACCUUUCAUAUAUGCUUUAGGUGAGGUCUGCCACAAGUCCUACACGCAGUUCUCCAACCUGUGCCGCCACAAGCGCAUGCAUGCUGACUGCCGGACCCAGAUCAAGUGCAAGGACUGUGGCCAGAUGUUCAGCACCACCUCCUCACUCAACAAGCACCGGCGCUUCUGCGAGGGGAAGAACCAUUACAACCCCGGGGGGAUUUUUGGGCCAGGCUUGCCUCUCACUCCCAGCUCAAUGAUGGACAAAUCCAAGCCAUCUCCUGCCCUUAACCAUGCCAGCCUGGGGUUCAGUGAUUACUUCCCAUCCCGGCAGCACCCUGGAGCGCUCCCCUUCUCCCCCGCUCCCCCAGCGUUCCCAUCCCUCGCCCCUGGGUUCCCGGGCAUCUUCCCUCCUUCGCUGUACCCCAGGCCCCCUUUAUUACCUCCAACGCCGCUGCUGAAAAGCCCCCUCAACCACACUCAAGAUGCCAAACUUCCCAGCCCACUGGGCAACCCAGCCCUCCCUCUGAUCUCGGCCGUGAGCAACAGCGGCCACCCCGCCUCCGGGGAGGAGCGUUACAACAGCAGCAACCUGGGGAACUCCUACCUGGAGAAGCUCAAGGCCAGGACCAGCGACAUGUCAGACGCGAGCGACUUCGAGGAUGUCAACACCACCACAGGCACGGACCUGGAUACCACCACUGGGACAGGGUCUGACCUGGAGAGCGACGCAGAGAGCGACCGGGACAAAAUGAAGGAGAAGAGCAAGCCGUCCGAGAGCAAGCCGGAUUUCAGCAGCGGCACAGUGCCCACCAGUUCCGCCAACAACAUGAGCGAUCUCCCCCUCUUCUACUCGCAGCAUUCCUUCUUCCCUCCCCCCGAAGAGCAGCUCCUCCCCAUGGCAGGAGCAGCCAACGACUCCAUCAAGGCUAUUGCCUCCAUCGCGGAGAAGUACUUUGGGCCCGGCUUCAUGGGGAUGCAGGAGAAGAAGAUGGGCUCCCUCCCGUACCAUUCCAUGUUCCCGUUCCAGUUCCUCCCCAACUUCCCCCAUUCGCUGUACCCUUUUACGGACCGCACCCUCAACCACAGCUUGCUGGUCAAGGCAGAACCAAAGUCGCCCAGGGACCUUCACAAACUGGGCAGCACCAGCUCCGAGUCGCCCUUCGACCUUACCACAAAGCCAAAAGAAAUAAAGCCAGCCUUGCCGCCCCCCAAAGUCCCACCAGCUCACCCGUCUGGGGAGGAGCAGCCGCUCGAUCUCAGCAUCGGCAACCGCAUCCGGGCCAGUCAGAAUGGGAGCCGGGACUCCCGGAGGAACCACGUGUACGGAGAAAGGAAGUUGUUGGCCAGUGAAGUAUUACCCAAGAUCUCUCAGGCUCAGAUGCCGCCACAGCCAUCACUGCAUUACGCCAAGCCGUCUCCCUUUUUCAUGGACCCCAUAUACAGCAGGGUGGAGAAGCGGAAGGUAGUAGAUUCAGUGGGCGCAUUGAAGGAGAAGUAUCUGAGACCAUCCCCGCUGCUUUUUCAUCCCCAGAUGUCGGCAAUAGAGACCAUGACGGAGAAACUGGAGAGCUUUGCAGCCAUGAAGGCGGAUGCCGGCGCUUCCUUGCAGCCCCUCCCGCACCACCCUUUCAACUUCCGGUCGCCGCCCCCAACGCUGUCCGACCCCAUUUUGCGCAAGGGCAAAGAACGCUAUACCUGCAGGUACUGUGGUAAAAUAUUCCCACGUUCAGCAAAUCUGACGAGACAUCUGCGGACACACACAGGAGAGCAACCUUACAGAUGUAAAUAUUGCGACCGGUCCUUCAGCAUUUCAUCCAACCUCCAGCGCCACGUCCGAAACAUCCACAACAAGGAGAAGCCAUUCAAGUGCCACCUUUGUAAUCGUUGCUUCGGCCAGCAGACCAAUCUCGACCGACACCUGAAAAAGCACGAACACGAGAGUGUGCCAGUGAGCCAGCACACGGGCGUCAUCACGAACCACCUGGGGACCAACGCCUCCUCGCCGACCUCAGAAUCAGACAACCAUGCACUUUUAGACGAGAAGGAAGACUCGUAUUUCUCCGAAAUCAGAAACUUUAUUGCAAAUAGCGAGAUGAACCAAUCGUCGGGCUUAGCAGAUAAAAGGCCUGAAAUCCAGAAUGCUGAUGGCAACUCCCAGUGCCAUGGCCUCGCAAAUGACAAAACGGAGGAUGUCAACGAGGAGGAGGAAGAACUGGAAGAGGAAGACGAUGACAGCCUGACGGGGAAGUCGCAGGACGAGACGGCGUCGCCGACGACAGAGCCGCAAGGAGGGUAUGAGGAUGAGGAAGAUGAAGAGGCCACGUCCCUUACCAUGAGUUUUGACCGCACCCGAAGGUGUGUUGAGGAGGACGAAGCCGGCCUGUUAGAUUUGGAGCAGUUACCGCAGUUUGGGAAGGGGCUGGAUCUACGCAAGGCGUCCGAGGAAGCUUUUGAAGUUAAAGAUGUGUAUAACCCCACCUUAGACUCUGAGGCAAUAAAACAGACUCUGUACAGGCAGGCUAAAAAUCAGGCUUAUGCAAUGAUGUUGUCCCUUUCUGAGAACACUCCCCUCCAUCCUUCUUCCCAGAACUCUCUGGAUGCUUGGUUGAACAUGGCAGGUGCUGCUUCUGAGCCAGGGGGCUUCAGCGCCAUCGGUCACCUCUGAGAGGCUGGAGAAGAAGGCGCCCGGCCCGAGAUCCCAAGCAAGAAGGCCGAGGUGCCACGUGUCUCCCCUCUCAGACCUUCUGGUCAGCAGCGGAGGACUGGACAGGAAGCCCUCGGGGCUCACCCACCCACCACCGGGAGAAGGAACCCACCACGGACAGCUCGUUCCCUGUUUCGUCGGACCUAGGAAACCACCACCGCAGCAGCUCCGGGGGCCUGCCAUCUCUCUGACGCAUAGUACAUCCCAGGAGCAAAAGCUUCUUCCUGCAUUGGGCUGGGGGGGGGGGAGUACCAGGUGCAUUUGUCGUUAGCAAAUCCAAUCGUGCCCCACCCUCUCAUGUUACAGACCGUGUUGCUGAGCCAGCGAAAACCUCCUUGUAAACACCCUCACCCUACCCCACAUGAAAUCCUUUGACCCUCGUAUCCACUUCUGCUAAGAAGAAGAAAACGACGUUCUAGGUCAGGUCCAAUUCCAAUGAAGUCAGUGGAGUUCUGCUGAGAUUAGGACUUCUGUUGAGUUUCGUUUGCUUCCUUCCCCCUCUUU